GGGGCUGAGCCUGGAGGCCGGGGCGGGACGGCCUCGGCGCAACGCCCGGAGUGGCGGUUGUUUCAAGAUGGCGGAUGUGGCGGCCCCCUCCUUUCCGAGCGCUGCGGCGUUCUGGAGCCGGGACUUUUCUGAUGAAGAACAAUCAGUUGUAUAUGUUCCAGGAAUUACUGCAGAAGGAAAUACCAGAUCAAGACACAAGUUGAUGAGUCCAAAAGCUGAUAUUAAACUUAAGACUUCCAGGGUGGCUGCUGCUUCAAUCUCCAUGGAGUCUUUAAAAGGUGCAGGAGAUUCAGUAGAGCAACAGAAUUUCUUCAAGGGAGGAAUAAAGAGUGCAUCAUUGAAGGAUUUAUGUCUUGAAGACAAAAGACGCAUUGCAAACUUAAUUAAAGAACUGGCCAGAGUAAGUGAGGAAAAGGAAGUAACAGAAGAACGAUUAAAAGCUGAGCAGGAAUCAUUUGAGAAGAAGAUCAGACAGUUGGAAGAACAGAAUGAACUUAUCAUCAAAGAAAGGGAAGCUCUUCAGCUACAAUAUAGAGAAUGCCAAGAACUUUUAAGCCUCUAUCAGAAAUAUCUAUCAGAACAGCAGGAGAAGCUCACCAUGUCACUCUCAGAACUUGGUGCUGCUAAAAUGCAAGAGCAACAGGUAUCCAAUAGGAAAAGUACUCUUCGAUCUUCAUCUGUGGAAUUGGAUGGUUCCUACUUGAGUGUAGCCAAACCACAAACAUAUUAUCAAACUAAGCAAAGGUCUAAGUCUGCAAACCAGGACUCAGCUUCAGAAUCCCUUAUGGAGUUUAGGAAUAAUUCUUUGAAACCAGCAGCGCUUCAUCAUCCCAGCGAGAGUUUAGACAGGGUGCCAUUGGAGACCAGAAAAUUUAAUUAUUCAUCUCCAAGGAGAAAACCAGUGGAUGUAGCCCCUAAAGAGAAAGCUUCACCAGAAGAGCUGAAGAUGAAAGAAUGUCCAGACCUUAAGCCUCCAUCUAGUCAAUGUUGUGGUCAUGGACUUUCUGAAAAUGCAGGUCAUGUUCAUGAGAGCCAUCCUACAAACAUGGCCCCUUGGUGUUCCAGUACACAUCCGGAAUCAUGUAUUUAUUGUGGGCUUUCCUGGGCAUCUCUGAUGCAUGGUCGAGGGGCACUGCAUCCCAGUGAAACUGAUGUCAAAAAGCAAUUGUCAGAAGAUAGAAGGCAGCAACUUAUGCUUCAGAAAAUGGAGCUGGAAAUUGAAAAGGAGCGCCUUCAGCAUCUGUUGGCCCAACAGGAGACAAAGCUUCUCUUAAAACAGCAGCAGCUUCACCAGUCUCGACUGGAUUACAAUUGGUUAAAAACUAAAGCUAUGUUUAAAUCGAGAGACAUGGCUGUUGAUGAAGAGCUUACUAAACCUCGAAAACUCAGUCUGGAUAUGAAUGGGAGUGACUCUGGACCAAGUUUAUUGAAGUCAAAACGUGACAGCUGGCUGCUUCAAACAUCACCAUCCAUCAAAAAGUUCCAAGAAUCCACUAGCAGUGGAGAGAAUAGGAGGGAGAAGAAAACAGUUGAGUUUCAGUCAGAGAUGGAUGAAGAUGCCCUAUGGACAUGUCAAAAGAAGGAUACAUGUAGACCCCAAAGAGGCAGCAAACUAUACGAAUUAUUCAGCAGUGAGUAUGGUUAUAGACACAAAAUAAUGUUCAUGGUGAGUAAAGAGGGCAAGAAAUUGAACAUAAAUUUCUCCUGGUAAAGUAAACCCCAACAUCUGUAGUAUGUCUUUAAUUAACAGGAAAUAUAGGGGAAGGUUGAGCAGAGGCCAUGGAUAACUCCAUAUUGUGACUAAAACAAAACCUCAAAAGUCUUAGGCAUAUGUUCCCUAGCCAGUAAUACUUCCCAUUUUAUUUGCUGCCGAUUAUUUUAAAAGAAAUCAGUUAUAGAUAACUGCAUGAGAUGUUGAGUGACAAAGUCACAUUUAAUUGUGUUUCCCAGUUGUUCCCAGAGUGACUUUUGGCUUAAUCUAUCCUGGUAUCCUUUAGGGAAGGACUUCAAAACAGAAUGGGGCAAAUCUGAGCUUCAUUGUGCAGAAGAGAUGUACAAGAAACAAAGGACCAAGAAAGGUCUCUGAGCCUCUUCUGCCAGCACCUCUUUCCCAGCCAUCUUUCUUUCCUGUCACCGCUAUUAACCCUAAUUUCUUUCUUUUUUAACUUUUUUUCUACUGGGCUAGCAUCUUUCCACCUCUGAUGUUAAGCAACCAACAUUUUAGAACCUGUCUAGUUUAGCCACUCUCACAUUUAUUAUUUGAGAAUUAGGCAGUGCUUACUGAAACGAUCUUGCAGAUCUGCCUCUCCUUACCUUUCCUCACCUGCUGCCAGCUUUGUCAUGUUUUUUGGUUUUAAUUAUGAUUAAUUUAGAAAAUGUUAAUCCUCUUCCAGAUAGUUGAGAGAUGACUAAUUGGUUUAAACUUCAAAAGGGAGACUAUCCACAAUUUGAAACAAAGGCAAAAGUUUAGUUUAUUUGACAUAAGGCAAAAGUUCUGCAGACCUCCAUUGCUUUAGGACAACUUAGAAACUUCUUUUUAGACUUUGCUACAAAAAAUAAAAAUGAAAUUGAGGAGACCUAC
Trichechus manatus latirostris (Florida manatee) is the source of this 2581-nucleotide messenger RNA. RefSeq names its product KIAA1328 ortholog. Lineage: Eukaryota; Metazoa; Chordata; Mammalia; Sirenia; Trichechidae. The transcript is spliced from 10 exons. The record is from RefSeq and is a predicted model, not a curated record. The coding region runs from base 68 to 1711 and encodes 547 amino acids.